CUCUAUCGUAGCGUACAGACGCUUAACAAAGAAUAUAUUAUAUUAUGUAUAUUUGUAUAGUUUAACUGUAUGUGUAAGUGCAAAAGUGAUAGUGACAAAGUUGAUAAUCGUGCAUUGUGAGUUGUGCUAGUAGUGUUGUGUUCACGUGGUAUUUACUCCUUGGUUCCCUGCGCGCGAAAUAUACAUCAACAUAUCAAUAUAUCUGGGUUUCUAUAUAGCAGUUCACUAUAUUCAGGGUCAAAUUCCUAUCUUAAAAAUGUCAAUAUCGUUGCAUAUACGUUCGCCUUGGACAACAUACGGGUGCCGCGCGCAGGCAUUGUCUUCGAUCACGACCGGUAUGGAGUCUGAAUUGAAAUGAGGGUUGAGGAGUGAAUUUCAAGUGUCAGUGCCAGUGAUGCGGACUAGGCGGUGAAAUGAUUAAGUUUCGGUACAAGCGCAAAGAGACCCCCGAGAAGGGUGGGACGGCGAUUCAGAAGCAGAAGAUCGAGGGUCUCAAGGACCGGGAACUACUGCCACCUAAGGACUUGAUUGGCGGAUCUCUAGCUGGAGUCCGCCACAACACCCUACCGAGAACCCGGCCACCAUCGGCUGCGAGACGAGAGUUGCCGGAGCUUAUCGGACCAACUGUAUCUCUGUUUAGAGAACUAUUCGCUCAGCUACAAUGGUCGGCGGAGCGGGCGCCGGCGGCCGACAGCUUGCGGCGGGCGUUGGGCGGCGGCGGGGCGCGCUUCCAACUGGGCUGCAUGGCCGACGCCAGCGAGUGCUUCGAGCACCUCCUCCUGAGGGUCCACGCGCACGUGGCCGCCGGCUCCGGCGAGAAACGCGACGACGACGCGUGCCGGGCACCCCACUGCGUGCCGCACAGAAAGUUCGCCAUGAUGCUCGUCGAGCAGUCCGUCUGUGGCGCCUGCCAAGCUACCUCCGAACCCCUGCCUUUUACUCAGAUGGUACACUACGUGUCCGCGACGGCGCUGACGGCGCAGGCGGCGCUGGGCGAGCACGGGGACAGCUUCGGCACCCUGCUGAGGAAGGCCGGCGGCAUGGGCGACAUACGGGACUGUCCUAACGCCUGCGGUGCCAAAAUCCAAAUCUGUCGCACGCUGAUGAACCGGCCGGAGGUGGUGUCGAUCGGCAUGGUGUGGGACUCGGAGCGGCCGUCCGCCGAGCACGUGAGCGCCGUGUACGCCGCGCUCGGCACGCAGCUGCGGCCCACCGACGCCUUCCACGCCUGCGUCGACCGCUCCUGGGCCGUCGGCGCUACGCACCACCUCGUCGGCCUCGUCACCUACUACGGCAAGCACUACUCCACCUUCUUCUACCACAGCAAGCUCCGCCUUUGGAUAUACUUCGAUGACGCCGACGUCAAGGAGAUCGGCCCCGAGUGGUCGCAGGUCGUCGACAAGUGCCGGCGCGGCCGCUUCCAGCCCCUGCUGCUGCUGUACGCCGCCGUGGAUGGCACCCCCUGUGACACGCGCCACGCGCCCAAGGACGUGGUGCCCUUCCCCGCGACGGAGCCGCGCCGCGCCGUCACUCCCGCCCCCGAGCGCCCCGCCGCCGGCUACGCGCGCCGCGCCGUCACGCCCGGCCCCGACAACGACUCCGACUAUGUCAGCAGGAGGGCCGUCGAGAACAUGCUCGAUGUCCAGGCCGGCCGCCGGGCGCAGCUCGCCCGCAGCCUGAGCGCGAGCUCCGCCUCCGACUCCCAGGAGCGGCCGCGAGCCCGCCGAGACUCCGGAAACUGGAGCGGCGACCGAAACAGCGCGUCCUCGGGGUCGUCGACGGUCGAGAGCCCCUACAUGUACCCGCGCGGCCGCGGCCCGGGCAGCAUCCCGAGCAGCCCCACGCGCAAGGGGGAGCUCUCCAGCGGCGGCUCCUGUGACGCUGGCUACGACUCGUACUCGCUGUCGUCUACCGACAGCCUGCCGCUGCAGCAGGGCCUGCGCCACAACCUGCAGCUGGCCCAGAUCCCGGAGCUGACGACCCGCGGGGACUGCGAGGCGCUCUGCAUGGAGGCCGACCGGCUGCUCGAGAAGUCGCGCCACGCCGAGGACGCCGACGACUUCGAGACCGCCCUGGUGCUGUGCGAUGCCGCGGCGGCGAAGGCACGGGCGGCGCUCGACGCCCCCUACAACAACCCUCACACGAUGACCUUCGCGCGCAUGAAGCACAACACGUGCGUGAUGCGCGCCCGGAGUCUGCAGCGGCGGAUGGCGGGCAUGAACCGCGUCACGGAGGUGCCGCAGGUGGCCCCGGUUCGAAAUACGAGGGGAGGCCUCGAGAGCGCCCCCACGACGAUCGAAAUAUACGCGACCCUGCCCAAGAAGAAGGGGUCGACGAAGAAGUCACCGAAGGCGGUCGACGACGACGUCGACGCGCCGCCCCGGGAGCGCCAGCAGAGGCAAAAGUCCCGGGAGGACGACAAGGGGCGCGAGAAGCGAUCGAGGAGCGAGGACCGGAGUCGGUCCCGCAAGGACGCGCCUAUCGCGGUCGAGAAGAAGGAGGAGGCGGAGGAGAAGAAGUCGAAUAAGAAGCAGCACAAAAUUCGAAGAAAGCUGCUGAUGGGCGGGCUGAUCAAGCGGAAGAACAGGUCUAUGCCGGAUCUGACGGAGGGCGCCGACGGAAACAAGGAGACCGACGGUAAAGAGAAGAGGGUCUCGUCGGUGGACGACGGGGACGUCGGUCGAAAGAAAGUCGACGACAAAUCGAAUCUGAGCGGGUACCUGUCCGAGGGCCACCUGGAGUACUCCGCCAACGGCGGGACCAAUCCGAAUUUAGAGAGGAGCAAACUCAUGCGGAAAAGUUUUCACGGGAGCGCCGGUAAGAUGCUUACCGCGGCCAAGGUGCCGCCUCCACCGCCGCUGCGCACGACUUCCCAGCUUAGCGGGUCUAAGUUCGAGGCCGAAGUGGUCGAGCGCGGCGAGCCGGCGCGGCCCCCGCACCACGCGCAGCCUCCGCGCGACUACGCGCGCCCCUACCCCGACAACGACGAGGACGGCGGGUUCUCGGAGCAGUACGGCGACGAGCCGCAGUCGCUGCCGUUCCUGCCCUCGUACGACGAGAAUAACCCCUACAACGGCAGCUGCAGGUCGGACGACUCGCCGAACACGUCCCAGAACUUCCACACGGUCGUGACUAAAGCCAUGAUACACCAGGAGCAGAGUCCGGUCAAGAGGGAAAGUAUAGGGAACAUCCUCCCGUCGCAUAGCAACGUGCAGAACCUAAACGGCGUGUUCGAUGGCGGCGUGGACGUCGUCGACUGCGCUAUGCCGGCGCGGCGGUCGCCCCAGAUGUUCGACCUGCCCCCGUACCCCAGUCCCAUGAACUCGGUCAACCACUCGCGGCAGCCGAGCGAGGAGUUCCCGCCCCCGCCGCCGCCGAUCGAUCUGACGCCGCUCCAGGACGAGUUGAACAAAAUAAAACAAAGGGACGAAAUGCGCGAAGUCAACUACAUGAACAUGGUCAACAAUUUGAACAAUAUGGAGGUGACGAAGGGAUCGCUGCUCGCUCAGUUGCAAGAAAAACGCAGCCAAAUUCUAAGAAACGAGGAGCGCCUGAGUAAAAUGAACGUCAUUCAGUCGAAUCCGACCUCGGGCGACACCUGGCUAAGAGAAUUACAGGCGAAGCAGGCGGCGCUGAAACUCAAGAGGUCCGAAUCACUGGAAGGUCAACUCGGCGACAACGCUGCGCAUAGACAGUACGACAGCAACCUUAUAAAUAGUAGCGUUCGAAACGUGGCCGCCAAGUUCGAACAAAACGCACAAAAUAUAUGCAACGAGCAGGACAAAACUCACAUAGGCUACGUGGGCAUGAGCGGCAACCGAGACGUCAUAAAUUGCUCGAAUACCUCCAACGGUGUUUACAACAGGCGAGCCUCGUCCUCGUCGAUCGAUUCGAAACAGGCGGAGGAGGAGUACAACGAUCAGAAAAAUAAUAACGUCGCGUUAAGCGAUCGCUCGAAACCCAAAAAGAAGUCCGUUUCGUUUUGCGACCAAGUCAUCCUCGUCGCCACCGCCGAGGACCAGGAGGACGACAGCUACAUUCCUAAUCCGAUUCUCGAGAGAGUCCUCAAGAACGCCAUGAACAAGCCGGAGCUGACGACCGUGCCGCUGCAGUCCGAGAAACCCUCCCUGCAGCGUCAGGACUCCUUCGACAGCCAAUCCUCGAGAUCCACUAUUUCCUCCCUGUCUCAGAAAUCGUACGUGCCGAACGACGCCGACUACUACCGAGUACAGAACUCGUAUCCCACUUAUCAAAUCGCCCAGACGCGCCCUCAGCAGCAGUACAACCCGCAGAAGACCACGACCAUCAACGGAACGAACUCCCCCGUGCUGGCCCAAAAUCAAAACGGACCUAGCGGCAACCAGAUUUACCAGCAGCUUCCGCCGAACUCCCAGAGUACGAGCGGCCCGAUACCGUACAACCAGCCGCCCGCGGCGUACGCGAGUCAAAGCAACUCUAGCCCACCGAACUUUAGCCAAAAUCCCGCAAACAGACUGACGCCCACCUCGCAUAGUGCGACGUACGCCCCGAAACACAUGCCCGGACAGAGAACAGUGCCAAAUACAUAUCAGCAUCCACCGAAUCCCAUCCAUCAGAGCAAUCAGAUGCAGAGCAACGCCUACUACCAUAGACUACCGCAGCAGACGACGAUGCCGACCCCGGCGAGCGGCGGCUACGGCAGCCGGCAGUACGGCCAGAACGGCCACGGUGCUGGCUCCCCGUAUCAGAGCGUGCCCUCGAAUUCCCCGGCGUACCAGGGCGCGCCGUCCGGCUCGCCGGCCUACCAGGCCUACAACCCACCGACGAGCUACGCCAACACCGAUUAUUCUAGUCGAUAUCCUCAAGUAAGUAGCGCGAACCCCUACGGCGCGAACCCCUCACCGUAUCAGAGGGUGCCGCCGCCGCACGGCGAGCUGCCCGUCGACAACUAUAACGCUAGUGGUAAUUAUCAAAAAUUACCCAACGGUUACUACCACGACGGCAGCGGAAUGAACCAGAACCGCAUCCCCGAGGUAAGACACUUCGCGGCCCAGCAGUCGCAGCGGCCGAACGGGUACAACCAAAACGUUAAUUCUGAUAGCAUCGAUCAAAUUACGCAGUACCAGUACCAAAACGGGUACAAUCCGUACCAGCAUCUGCCCGUGCCGAAGCAGAUGCAGAAGAAGUCCGUCUCCUUUGAACCCGGCACGAAGGGCGGCACGGACUCGCCGAUACCACCGCAAAUCAAUUCUAAUUAUUCUAGCGACAGCCACAGCGGUCCGACGAGUGCAAACCAGAAAAUGCCGUGCAAUUUGUGUCGAAACAAAACGGUAAGCCCGCCGGCGAUAUAUUGUUCCGACUGCGACUUUUACAUGUCAAGGUUCAAACCGCGCUCAUAGCACAGUUAAAUAUAGUAUUGUUAAGUUAGUUAUAUCGACAAAUGAACUCUGAAAUAUUUAAUUCACGUUGUAAAUUGUUAAAUAGGUAUUAGGUAGGUAAGUAUAAAGUUAAGAGCGACUGAUCUCAUCGGAGAAUUAAGUGUGGCAAACGCUGCCUAAUGUAAAAUACAAAAUUUUGUUUUCUAUCUAUUAAAUAUAAGUAAAAUCUAUUAUAACUAUCGCCUUGCGUAUAGCUAUUUUUAUAACUUCAUAAACAAGUAAUAA
Aricia agestis (brown argus) is the source of this 5642-nucleotide messenger RNA. RefSeq lists its product as uncharacterized. The transcript has 5 exons. Gene Ontology annotation, molecular function: cysteine-type deubiquitinase activity. NCBI's taxonomy places the organism in Eukaryota, Metazoa, Arthropoda, Insecta, Lepidoptera, Lycaenidae. The record is from RefSeq and is a predicted model, not a curated record. The coding region runs from base 414 to 5378 and encodes 1654 amino acids. Gene Ontology annotation, biological process: protein deubiquitination.